Molecule: messenger RNA, 3606 nt
Organism: Cataglyphis hispanica
Lineage: Eukaryota; Metazoa; Arthropoda; Insecta; Hymenoptera; Formicidae
Exons: 2
Coding region: 577-3606 (1009 amino acids)
Biological process (GO): regulation of transcription by RNA polymerase II
Cellular component (GO): transcription regulator complex; PcG protein complex
Molecular function (GO): DNA-binding transcription factor activity, RNA polymerase II-specific; RNA polymerase II cis-regulatory region sequence-specific DNA binding
Source: RefSeq, a predicted model, not a curated record
UUGCGUCAGUUCGUCCUUUCGGCGCGAUAAAAAAGAAUUGUCAUUUUUCAUAUUUUAUCAUUAUAUUUGUGAAGAAAAGGGACUCGCGAGUCGCUCGCAAAGCAACGAGUGCGCGCGUUCGCCUUUGUCGCGAUUGCGAGCAAACGGUGGAGAAGCGAUCCCUUCCUCAUUUCAUGAUCACUGGAUCAGUCCGCUGACCGGACAUAACCGCUGCAUCGAUCCGACACAGCCCGCUCGCCCGCCCACCCUCCUCGUCCAGCGGCGUAUAUGGUAAGAGGUUAUGUUGACUCUGUCAGCUUGCAUCGCGCGAUUCACGAUUGCUUGGUGUGAAGUGAGCAGACGGAUUGCACGUGCAACUUAAGAUUGUGAUUUUUAGCCACAGAGGCGAUCGACGAGAACGUGAGCGAUAAGAAAAAUGGAGCGCGCUCUGAUAAGCGCAACGACAAUCGCACGUGCAACGCCCGGGCUUCCGGAGCGAAGCUACUCCUCGCCGUGAGCAAAAAAAAUAAUGCUCUGUCGAAUGUCGUUGUCGUUCCUAGGCUUCCUCCGCAGUGCUGGCCACGGGGUGGACCAUCAAUGUCUUGCAGAGGAGCCGCCGCCAUCGUCGCCUGCACGUCGAGACGACGCAGUCGGGAGAAAAUCGGUUCCGAGGCAACGGAAUGCGUGCCUUCCGACACGCUCUUUGCCCUGUCGAAGACGGAGGGGAUCGCUAAGAAGGAUAGAAGAAUUAGGAAAAAUGAGGCUUGGCACCAGACGACGGUCAGCAAGAGCGCCGACGUCGUCGAGACGGUAGCCGAUUUUGAGAAAUGGCUGAAGAUGCGCAACACGGAGCCAUCGGUAUCAACAAGCAUGGAUCUGGACGCGGCCAAGGUGGUGGAGGGUGUUGAUCGGUAUCUGAGCGAGGAGGUGCUGUCGCAUGGCUACUUUCUAAGUAAGGAUCCGUAUGGUUUGUCCAUCGACAUCGAUCUGGCAGAUGCCAAGAAGCUCAAUUUGUCAUCGGGCUAUGAUCCGAUACUGCAGGAUCUGACACAGAGUGAGAAUCGAUUACUAGAACCUCCAUGCGAGAAGGUCGUCGAUGAGUUCAUGCUGCCAGAAUUUCAAUUGGAUCAUCUAGAUCCUCUGGCAGCGCUCUCAUCAGAUGACAUGAUGGUAGCCGGUGAGAUCCUACCAUCCACCAGCAGCCAAUCGAUAUUAAAUCAAAUAGAGAACCAAGACGUUGAACAAAUUGCUCCAAAAAUGGAAGUUUUAGAGCGUAACACUGAAGUAGCCUGUGAGAAAUCUACGCAGGUUGCUCUCAAUGAAAUACCAGUGAAUUUAGAAGCAAUGAAUAAGAUGGAGGAUAUAAAGUCAGAGCAGGAAACUGCGAUACAGUGUUCAAGAAGUUCUUCGGAACUUUUUAUUGAGGCGUUAUCAUCGAUAGAGGAGAACUCACCGAAUUCCAUAGAAACAGAUACUCAAAGUAGCAUAAUAGAACAAUUGAAAUCGAAGACUAGAAUGAAACUUGAACCGCGUAUCAUUAAAAAGCGUCGGCAGAUGACGGAACGAUUAGAGAAGAAGCUUGACAAGCACAUCAACGGAAAGAGUUUCACCAAUACGGAUUCGCAGGAUGGCGUAAUGGCUGUGGUUGCCAUAUCUACUGAUAAAAUAUCCAACACGACGCAGAUUGUCAUCAACACCGGAACGGAGAAGCAAAUCUAUCAGGGCAAAACUUCGGAGCUGAUCGAAGCAACAGGCAACUUUCCGAAAUUGCCCAAGAUAGAUACAUCUACUGCGAUCUGGAACGGUAACAUCGAGUAUAAUGUUGAUAAUAAUCCGAGUAGCUCGUACGAAAUUGUCAUAUCCAAUGCGCUGGAGGAACUAGGCAUCACCGAUGACAGUUUGCAACCUGUAAGCGUUACCGAGCACGACAAAGUAUGGCUCUGCCCGCGAGCCGGUUGCAACAGGCAAUUUGGUAGACUGUACACUUUAAAAGGUCACUUGUUGGCUCAUUAUGGAGUUAGACCGUUUAAGUGUGACUUCGAAGGCUGCACUUGGGCCUUUUAUUCCGAAUUCAAGUUAAAAAGACAUAAGGAGACGCAUCUGAAGCGCAAGGAUCAUGUGUGCCAAGUGGAAGGUUGCAACCGUCGUUUCACCACUGUCUACAAUCUGUGGAGCCACGAGAAAUUACAUAGUCGUCCAAACCGGAUUGUUUGCCAGGUACCGAACUGUGGCGAAAAAUUUCAGACGAAGCGGGCACUGGAACUGCAUAUGAAAUCGCAUGAUCAACGCCACGCGCCUUAUGUUUGCCAACACGAAGGUUGCGGCAAGCGUUACUACAGCAGCAACGCGUUGACGUCUCAUCAGCGAUCGCACAGCUAUAAAGAAGUGGACAUCAAGUGCUCGUGGCCGGGCUGCGGGAAAGUUUUCGAUAAACCGUGCCGACUCAAGGCCCACACGCGCUCUCAUACCGGCUGCAAACCUUACCAUUGUACGUUUCAGGAUUGCAAAUGGGCAUUUUCAUCAUCCAGUAAACUUAAGCGCCAUCAGAAGAAGCAUACCAACGAACGCAAAUUCAUGUGUGAUGCACCGGACUGCGGUAAGGCUUUCAUGCGUUCGGAACAUUUAAAGGAGCACCGGCUGACACAUAAGGAAGGCCGAUUUUUCCAAUGUUUUGUAUGCGAUGCUCGAUUCUCUGCCAAGAGCAGUCUUUAUGUGCACAUUAAAAAGCAUCAGCAGACCAAGACGGACGUAAGCCUAGCCGACAAUGUGCCGACAGAAUUCGGCUAUACUUCCGGCGAUCAGAAACGUUCGAAAACGGACGAAUCUGAUUGCUUGCGAGUGAAACCGAUCGUCAAGCCGAAACAAAAAUCCACGGAACUAACGAAUGCCAUAGAAACUGUCACGAAGGAAGAUGACGCCGAGAAGCCGAAUACGAUAUGCGACAUCAGUACGCGUUCCCAGAAUUCUCAGGAUCAACUGGAAUGGUUGUAUCGUUGUCCGAUAGAGAUGUGCGAUUAUCUGAUUGGAAACGAGACGAGUCUACGCGAGCACUUACUGAAGAUGCACGGUAUACAUUGCGACGAUCUGCUGGAUAAGCCGUCUUCGGACGUUACUAAUACAGACUACAUUCUAUAUGCGGUGCACGAAUCACCCCCAACUUCGCCAAUCGCCAUCGAGGAAGAACAGAUGGUUAUGGUAACACCAUGCGACGCCGUUAUCCUCGGCACCUCGUCAUCAAGCGCGGAUCGUCGAUGUCUACCGGAACCGGAACCGCCACCUUUCAAUACUUUACUUAAGAGUUCGGAAUCGCUACAUACCGAUGUCUGUGCCGAGCAAAUUGACAAGGGAAUUCUAUCGAUCAAGAAAGAUCAGAAUUCUGCGAGGACAGAUCUGACAUAUUCGGAUUGGUCCAGGCUGAAGAAAAACGGCACACUGACGGAUUCGAUAGUGACAAACACAUCGGAUGUUGCACUGGGUACAAGUAGUGAUCUGAGCGAGAAUCUAUUGCUCACGGAGGAAUUACCAUCGAUGUAUUAUCAGGACGAUGUGGCAGGUACGGAAUAUCAGGUGUUAUUAUUGGACUCGAGUCCACUUGAGAGUGCCGUUAAUUUGCGCGGUCUCGAAUGA